This is a messenger RNA of Eimeria tenella, 450 nucleotides long. RefSeq names its product IMP-specific 5'-nucleotidase 1, related. Gene Ontology annotation, molecular function: magnesium ion binding. Gene Ontology annotation, biological process: nucleotide metabolic process; nicotinic acid riboside biosynthetic process; nicotinamide riboside biosynthetic process. NCBI's taxonomy places the organism in Eukaryota, Apicomplexa, Conoidasida, Eucoccidiorida, Eimeriidae. The record is from RefSeq and is a predicted model, not a curated record. The transcript is spliced from 4 exons. Bases 1 to 450 code for a protein of 149 amino acids.
AUGCUGCUAGCAAAAUGCCUGGUGGAAAAAGAGCUGCUCACGAGCCUCGCUGCUGCUGCUGCUGCUGCUGCUGCUGCUGCAGGUGUCCGCUUUGGCUGUGUGGACAACAAGGGAAUGCACAAGGAGACGCUGGAGGAAGCAGUUAUGAGAAUACGCAGAGACAUUCGAAUGGCUUUCGGGGCGGACUUCGCAGUGCCGUACAGCGUGUUCAGCGGGGGCUGCGACAUCUGGGUGGACGCGGGCAACAAAGCCGAAGGUGUUGCGCUGCUGCAGGGGCUGCUGCAGCUGCUGCCGCAGCAGUGCCUCCACGUGGGCGACCAGUUCAGCCUCGUGGGCAACGACUUGGCUGCCAGAAUUUGCUCGCCGGCGCUGUGGAUUCGAAACCCCCGAGAGACAGCAGCAGUGCUGCAGGAGCUGCUGGCAGCAGACACAGAAGAAGAAGACAAUUAA